Messenger RNA from Fraxinus pennsylvanica, 2229 nucleotides. The record is from the annotation of a GenBank genome assembly. NCBI's taxonomy places the organism in Eukaryota, Viridiplantae, Streptophyta, Magnoliopsida, Lamiales, Oleaceae.
AUGGAGGGCGGGAGAUUGCCGGGUCAUGUACUGAGUCAACUCGGCUGGAAUAACCACGCAUCCAUGCCUUCAGUGGGAAUGAGACGGAGUACGAGGGUGUUCGGGACGAGGGUAUUGUGGUCAGGAAGGAGGGUCCGUAGGGGAUCUCAAGAGGGCGGGAAGUGCACACGAACGAUCAAUGGGGAUGAUGAGUGGAUUGAGCUUGUGGACAAUUCCGGGGGCAGUGGAAGGGAUUUCGGUAGCCCUCACAAGGGAAGCACAUUGGAUGAAAAGGAAAAUCGAAACAGAAAAAGAAAUGAUCUCACUGUGGAAAUGAAUGCGAAAGAAAUAGAAAUACGGGAGGGUGAGGGCGCUGUUGAGGAAACAAAUGAGGACAGGAUGUAUGGAAUUGUGUAUAGUAGAAAGAGAAAGAGGAUGGAGUCGAAAACUACUGGCAUUUCAGAGGACAUGAGGUUUGGCAAGAAUUAUGCAAGGAAAAAGUGGAGGAAGAAAGCUGAAACAAGUGAAUUACGAGUUUAUACUAGGUGUAGAAAACUUGCUGUUGUUCUUGAGUCUUCUGGUGAUAGUGAUUAUUGGAUUGCUUGUUUCUUGAACACAGCAUUGAGAUACCUGCGGAGGGUUAAGUUUGGACUGCGGUGGCUCUCUGCUUUUGUAUUCUCUGAGCCCAUUUUCCAUGCUUUUUCUCUACAUGGUAUUCAAUUUCUGAAGGAUCCUACUUCAUGCCAAAAACAUGGAUUUUGCAUAAUUUCGGAAUCCAGGAUGGCUGAGAAACUGACAGAUUAUGAUAAGGAACAAUACUCUGACAUUCCUUCUGGGAGAGAUCAACCCGAUUGCAAUAUGGUGUCAUGUGAGAUUGACGAUUCUGGGAGGAGGGAGUUAUCACAUUCAAUUGUUGGAUUUUCUGAAUCGCCUAUUCAAAAUAAUCGAUUAAGAAUGGGUCAUGUUACUCAGAAACGGAGAACUUCUCUGAGGCUCAGAAGAGGUAGGCCUCCUUCAAUUUUUCGUGCACAGAGAGGUAGACAUGAUGGUUUCCAAUCCUCAGCUAUACCAACCAGCCAUGUUUCUAUAAAGGGCACUUCCACCAUAAAUAGAAAAAAUAUAAAAUCUACUCUGGUGGUGUUGACACAAGAAGAUAUAGAUGCUAGUAGUUGUUCUGCUAAUGUAUUAGUUGUUGAAACGGACAAAUGUUAUAGGGAAAAAGGAGUCAUCAUUACCUUGGAAGUAUCUGCUUCGAAACACUGGUUUCUCGCAGUUAAGAAGGACGGGAUAGAGCGAUAUAGUCUCACUGCGCAAAAAUUUAUGAGGCCAUCUAGUUUCAAUCGUGUCACUCAUGCUACAAUAUGGAGUGGGGAGAGUAAUUGGAAGCUCGAGUUUCCUUGUAAACAAGAUUGGUCGAUUUUCAAGGAACUUUACAAGAAAUGCUAUGAUCACAAUGUACAAGUACCCGCGACAAGUGUCAUUCCCGUUCCUGGGGUACGUGAGGUAUUGGACCCUCCAUAUACCAACACCCCAUAUGUCAUACCCAAUUCUUAUAUCACCGUAAGAGAUGAUGAACUAGCUAGGGCUUUGGAUAAGAGGACUGCCAAUUAUGACAUGGAUUCUGAGGAUGAGGAGUGGCUGAACAAGUUCAAUACUGAAUUCAAUGUAGAAAAAGAGCUUCAUAACCGUGUCACACCUGAGAGAUUCGAGUUGAUAAUUGAUGCACUUGAAAGACGUUUUCACAGUAAUGCAGAUGAUUGGUCUAAUGAGAAAGUGGUUGAUAGUGUACAAAUGGAUCAAGAAAGAAAGGAAGUUGUGGAGGCUGUACAUAGAUAUUGGAUUCAGAAGAGAAAGCGAAAACAUUCAGCCUUAGUAAGGAUUUUCCAGCUUUACCAGCCUAAAAGAACUCAAAUGAUCCCAAAGUCUGUUUUGCGGAAGAAAAGAUCAUUCAAACGACAUGGAAGUCAAGCUGGGAGGGGCAAACAACCACCUUCUUUGCAAGCAACAGCCGAACUAGAUGCUUUGGAGCAGCAGAAAAACUUCUUCAAAGUGCAAGAAGCUAAAGUGCAGGAGGCUAAAGCUGCAGCAAACAGAUUCGAAGGGUUUGCUAUUCUAAAACGCCAACGUGCCCAGACACUCAUUGAAAAUGCUGACCUGGUGACUUACAAAGCCAUGAUGGCACUUAGAAUUGCUGAAACUACCCGAAGUACUGUGUCUCAGAGCGAUAUUACACCAGUUUCUCUUCAUUAA